AUGACAACUUUCCAACAUCCCCGAAAGCCAAAGUGCCCGGCUCUUGUCCGAAGCUCUAAGGUUAAUGGUCAAAUGACCUUACUUGAUCUCCCUGUAGAGAUUGUGCUUAACAUCAUAGCCUGGCUUCCCCGGUCGGCAAAAGAGGCGCGGCGCAAAUCGAAGCAACACUCAAUCAUUCAGUCCUUCAAGGCGCUAAGGCUCACUUCUAAACCUUUGGCGGGAAUUGUUGCACCAGUUUUGCUGGAUGCGGUCAACAUCUCGAGCACCUCUUCUGCUCGAGGUUUCCUCAAAUGGUGCACGGAUUGUGCUGCUCAGAACCGUGACCCACCUGUGCGGCGGCUCAGCAUCAGAAAUGUUGGGCACCCUUCCCUCAGCGUCAAUCCUCAAUUGGUACCCUACGAUGUCUGCGAGGAUAUACUCUCAGUCAUAGCGCCCGGUUUAUGCGAACUGAAGAUUGUCUUCUAUGACUGCUUCGAAUUCUCCGACAAAAUUGCCAAUAGUUUCCGACGGGCGAGAAGGCUCUGGGCUCUGCACCUCCAGAUCAACACACAAACCCCUCAAUGCACCUCCGUCCCGACAACUGCAACACUCGACGCUCAGGUCAACUUGAAACUCCACAACCCGUACCCUUUCUUGACUUCCCUGAGGGCCCUACCCAGUCUUAGCGAGUUGGAUCUCAACAACUGUCUUGAUCAUUGCAUGCCCUUGGGCAGCACCGGACAAUUCCCUUCGCUUCCCUGCGUGCAACAUUUGAGGAUAAUCAUCGACAAUAACUCUACAUCUUCACCAAGCCACCCGCACAAAUUCCUCUUUGAGCUCUGCAGGGCAAUUUCUGACAGCCUCUUAAUCCUUGAAAUUAAGGGCUCCCGUUACGAACCCAGUAAGCUCGUACCGGUACUCGCGGUCGCUCGGCGGCGUUUGGAAGCACUCUAUCUCAGCGACGUAGUUUUGGUUCAAAAGUGCCGCGAAUUGGAUUUCCCUCGAUUACGAACAUUUAUGCUGGACGACUCACGCUACUUGACCAGGGGUGAAUUUUACUCGCCAAUGUUCGAGCAGAUAAAUACCCUCGUGCUGCGAAGAUGGAUGGGGACAGACGUACCUCUGGAUGUACCUGUCGAAGCAUUUCCAAAUUUGAACCGUGUCGUUCUUACUCACACUUCACAUCUCACGCCCGAUAUCACUUCACUAGUCAGACAGUGCCAAGAUGGCAACAUCGAGUUGCUAGCAUCGGCUAAGUCUAUGAACCUCAAGGAAAUCUGGACCGUUGAUACAGCCGAGGCCCGCCAUCGUGCUCUCCAAGUACCGUUUGGUCAUACGUCGGAAGCUUGA
Molecule: messenger RNA, 1329 nt
Organism: Puccinia triticina
Lineage: Eukaryota; Fungi; Basidiomycota; Pucciniomycetes; Pucciniales; Pucciniaceae
Exons: 2
Coding region: 1-1329 (442 amino acids)
Source: RefSeq, a predicted model, not a curated record